Molecule: messenger RNA, 2858 nt
Organism: Salvelinus namaycush (lake trout)
Lineage: Eukaryota; Metazoa; Chordata; Actinopteri; Salmoniformes; Salmonidae
Exons: 14
Coding region: 129-2762 (877 amino acids)
Source: RefSeq, a predicted model, not a curated record
CGUGCCAGGUUAGAGUUCAGAAGUUGAAACCAUCAACAGUUAAAGAGUCUGAGCCUGUGACCAUUCGAUGCUUCACGUCAAGGACAUGUGGAUCACACCCAGAGUUCACAGGGCUUGGUCAGACCGUAAUGCCUGUUCACACCAACGAGGUUAACCGUAGAAGCAGUGCGGUUAGCUUUAAUGCUAGCUGGCAGGAUGAUGGGAGGGUGCUCUCCUGUCAACCACAGGGGACCAAAGACCAGUGUGUGAGGAAGAGCAUCGAGCUGACGGUUGAAUAUGCCCCUAAGGAGACGAAGGCUGUUGUAGAUGUGUCAAAUGUCAAGGAAGGACAGACUGUCACCCUCACUUGUUCCAGCAGAGGGCACCCCAAUGCUACCUACUCCUGGUUUAAAGACAGUCAAAAGACCAAAUUCAGUGGAACAGAAUUGUUGAUCCGAUCUAUCACAUCUACACAGGGCGGGAAUUACUACUGCAAAGCUGUAAACCAACAUGGGACCCACGACUCAAACGUUGUUACAAUAAAUGUUAAAUAUGCUCCUGUCGGAGUGCACAUUGAAACAUAUAAGGAUCUCUCUACAAUCAAAGAAGGAGAUCAAAUCAAAUUAACUUGCAUGGUGCAGCAAAGCAACCCUGAAGUGCGUUCAUGGUCUUGGUUCAAAGACAACAACAAAAUAACCAAUGCUUUAAAGGAGUACACCUUCAGCAGUGUACAGCCAAAGGACAAAGGUCGUUACUCCUGUGAGGCGAGGAAUGAUGUUGGCAGUAGAAGGUCAUCAUCAAUAUAUGAGAUAACGGUUUCUUAUGUUCCAAGAGGCACUCACAUCACCCAAAGCGGAGGUUACCACGGCAACCAGGUGAAGGCAGGCUCUCAGCUAUAUCUCACCUGUGAGGCUGAUGCCCAUCCUGCCCCCGGUGUCUACACCUGGUACCAUCGUAGUGGAGUAUUACCACAGAGACUACGCUCCCUCACAGACCACACACAGGCCCUAUCCUGGGUUAGGGUGGGCGUAACAGACGAGGGGUGUUACAUGUGUAGGGCCACCAAUGACAUCGGCACGGGACAGAACAGCAGCAUGUCAUGCUUCAGUGUUCUAUAUGGCCCAACCAAACCAGUGCUUUCGAUGGUGCGUACGGCCCAGGAGGGCCACCUGGUUAGUAUCAACUGCACUGUGCAGAGUUUCCCAGACUCUCUGCUCACUCUGACAUGGACUCCCCGUCCCUCUGUCUCACCUAUGUCUAGCUCCCUUCUUCAAAUGCAGCCUCAACCAGUUCUUGGGUUCCUCCAACAUUCUACCAAUGUUGUCUGGGGUUCUUUUAAUGUUACAUUCCUGCAAGGAGGGGUUUACACCUGUAGAGCUCAGAACUCUGAGGGGAAGAACAGCACAGAGGAGGAGCUGGAGAUUACAUACAGCCCCAAAAAUGUGAUGGCCUCUGCUCACCCUGACACGGUCCUGACUGAAAACAGCCAGCUGGUUCUUACCUGCACGACUCGUUCCAACCCCCAUGCCACCAACUACACCUGGAUCCAGAUCAGCGCAGGAGAGACCAGGAUAGUGGGGCUGGUCCAGAAGUUGACGGUGAUGUCCACAACCCCAUCCCAUAGUGGACUGUACAGGUGCACUGCCCAGAACCCCUUAGGAACUGGGAAAUCCCAACAGGUUGACGUUAAAGUCAAGUAUGCUCCAAAGCUCACAGAGGUCAUUCACAACAUGACCAAUAGGUGGCAGAGUGAUGGAGGGAGCCCUGUGGCACUGACCUGCCACAGUCACAGUUACCCCCCUGUCGACAGCUACAAGUGGUACAGGCUGGUCGAGGAAAGGGAGCAUUUCAUUAUCAAUCACCAGAACAUCACUGUUCACCCAGACAAGCCCGGGACGUACUACUGUGUCGCCAUCAAUAGCAUGGGGGGGAAAGAAUCUGGAAGAGUCAAGCUGUUUCUCAACCGAAGUGUCUUCCAUGUCCUUUCUCUCGUCCUUCCUUUCUGCUGUGUUCCGCUUCUUCUUUUACUCAUCUUUCUGGUCUACAGACACAAGAGAAUCAAAUCGAUCCAGCAGGGGACAUCAAAUAAACUGCCAUGUUGUGUUCACUUUGGUUUUCUGGGCUGGCGUAAUGGAACAAGUGAGAACCUGGUGAGUGAAGGGGGUGCAGCGGCAUCAGACCCCCCGGGGAGCAGCAGAGAUCAGCUGUGGCCAGACGGCCCGUACCACCCAGAGCCUCUGCCCCAACCGCAGCAUCCCCAUCCCAGCAGGACGUUGUGUCCAAACAGCACGUCGACCUCUGACAUAUACACUGCAUACAGUGUUCUGAAGGUACCAGGUGGAAAGCAGGGUCUUUCACCAAGCCAUCCAAUCAGAAACAAAGAUGAACACACUGGACAAACGCAGGAACCUGAAGUCAACUAUGCCUCGCUGCAAUUCAGGGGCCAGGAGAUGGGUAGCUUGGGUCCUAGAGACCAAGCGAGAGAGAGCGACGUCUAUGCUAAGGUUGGCAAGCCAAAGCUGAAGGAAAAGACUAAUAAGUGCAAUGACUACGAGAACAUUAAGGAAGUGUGUGUUUCGAAGCCCCCCAUCGAGCCAAACAUGGACAAGGAGACAGGGAGCAGUGAGGAGGACGUGGCGAUCAGCUACUCUGAGGUCAUGUUCAGAGCAAACCCAGGACACCAGACAGUCUGUAGUUCUGACCCUCGCCACCGCAGGGCAGGCCACAGCAGCAGCUCAGAUGAAGAAGACUACACAACCCAGUACUCUGAUGUUAAAAUAUAAGAGGAAGUUUCAUUCAUAGUCCAAAAAAAGUAUUAAGGUUUGUUUGUAAAUAUUUGUAUCACAACUACAGUACCAGUCAAAAGUUUGGACACACCU